Molecule: messenger RNA, 2682 nt
Organism: Puma concolor (puma)
Lineage: Eukaryota; Metazoa; Chordata; Mammalia; Carnivora; Felidae
Source: RefSeq, a predicted model, not a curated record
AUGUCAAUGGCGGCCGCUCAGCUGGCAGUGGUCACGCCCGGCCUUUCCGGCGUGACGGGCUCUGUCCGACCUGGUGACUCAGGGCCUCGAGGAGAGUUCUGGAACGCCUGCAUCCAAGCGGCGAGGUUUCUCUGUGGCCUGGCCUCAGAGUCCCAGAACAUCGCUUCUGGUGUGUGUUCUAAAACCAAGCCCUUAAUGACAGAAUUCUCGGUGAAGUCCACCAUCAUUUCCCGUUACGCCUUCACCACGGUCUCCUGUAGAAUGCUGAAUAGAGCUUCUGAGGACCAGGAGAUUGAGUUUCAGAUGAAGGUUCCGGCUGCGGCAUUCAUCACCAACUUCACUAUGCUCAUCGGAGACAAGGUGUAUCAGGGAGAAAUUAGAGAGAGAGAAAAGAGAACUGGUGAUAAAGUCAAAGAGAAAAGGAAUAAAACCUCAGAAGACGACGGGGAAAAGGGGACUGAAACGUUCAGAGCCUCUGUCGUGAUUCCCAGCAAGGACAAAGCUGCCUUCCUCCUCAGUUACGAAGAACUCUUGCAGAGGCGGCUGGGGAAGUAUGAACACGUUAUUAGCGUGCGGCCCCAGCAGCUGGUGGGGAGGCUGACGGUGGAAGUGAAUGUUCUGGAGAGGUCCGGCAUCACAUCGCUGGAGGUGCUGCGGUUACAGCACAGUAGGCAGAAGGGCAGCGUGAGGGGGGAAGGUGAUUCUGAGCUGCCUCCUUCCACUGUUAUCAACCAAAAUGACACUUUUGCCAAAAUCAUUUUUAAGCCUAGCGUGGUACAACAAGCCAAGAUUGCCCAGAAUGGCAUUUUGGGAGAUUUCAUCGUUAGGUAUGAUGUCAACAGGGAGCCGAGCAUUGGGGACAUCCAGGUUCUAAAUGGCUAUUUUGUGCACUACUUUGCCCCCAAAGACCUGCCUCCUUUACCCAAGAACGUGGUAUUUGUGCUGGACAGCAGUGCCUCCAUGGUGGGAACCAAGCUCCGGCAGACCAAGGAUGCCCUGUUCACGAUUCUCCACGACCUCCGACCCCAGGAUCAUUUCAAUAUCAUCGGCUUUUCCAACCGCAUCAAAGUGUGGAAAGACCAUCUGGUGUCAGUUACCCCCGACAACGUCCGCGACGGCAAAGUGUAUAUCCACCACAUGUCGCCCAGCGGAGGCACGGACAUCAACGGGGCGCUGCAGAGGGCCAUCAGGCUGCUCACUGACUACGUGGCUCACGACGACGUCGGAGACCGCAGCGUGUCCCUCGUCAUCUUCCUGACCGACGGGAAACCCACCGUCGGGGAGACCCACACCCUCAGGAUCCUCAACAACACCAGGGAGGCCGCCCGGGGCCAGAUCUGCAUCUUUACCAUCGGCAUCGGGAACGACGUGGACUUCAAGCUGCUGGAGAAACUGUCGCUGGAGAACUGCGGCCUCACCCGGCACGUUCUCGAGGAGGACGACGCGGGCUCACAGCUCGUCGGGUUCUAUGACGAGAUCCGGACCCCUCUGCUGUCCGACAUCCGCAUCGAUUACCCCCCCGCCGCGGUGGAGCGCGUCACCAGGACCCUGUUCCCCAACUACUUCAACGGCUCGGAGAUCGUCAUCGCCGGGAAGCUGGCCCACAGGACGGUGGAGCGGUUGCACGUGGAAGUCACGGCCAGCAACAGCAAGAAGUUUGUCGUCCUGAAGGCGGACGUGCCCGUGGAGCCCCCGGAGGUGGGGAACGACGUGGAGCCCCCGGAGGUGGGGAACGACGUGGCGGGAAGCGCCAGGCCCGAGGGCGGUGGCUACGGGGACCCCAACCACGUGCAGCGGCUCUGGAGCUACCUGAGCACGAAGGAGCUGCUGAGCGCCUGGCUGCACAGCAGCGACGAGCGGGACAAGGAGCGGCUGAGGCAGAAGGCGCAGGCACUGGCCGUGGCCUCCCGCUUCCUCACCCCGGUCACGUCCAUGCACUUGAAGAGGUCGGGGCUGCAGACGGACAAGCCGGAGGACGCACAGAGCAUGUCCGCGGCCACAGGCCCCGAACCCGUGAUGCAGAGUCUGCGAGGCGCCAGCCCGCAGCCAGGACCUGCUCUCAAGAAACCAUACACCCCAAGAAUUAAAGUCUCCAAAACAUCAGUGGAUGGAGACCCCCAUUUUGUCGUGGAUUUCCCCCUGAGCAAUCUCACCGUCUGCUUCAACAUCGACGGGCAGCCGGGGGACAUCCUGAGGCUCGUCUCUGAUCACGCGGAUUCUGGCGUGACGGUGAACGGGGAGCUGAUCGGGGCGCCGGCUCCCCCAGGCGGCCACAAGAAGCAGCGCACUUACUUCCGCACCAUCACCAUCCUCGCCAACAAGCCCGAGCGGUCGUAUCUGGAGAUCACUCCGAGCAGAGUCAUCCUGGACGGUGGGGACAGGCUGGUCCUCCCGUGCAACCGGAGCGCGGUGGUGGGGCGCCGCGGGCUGGAGGUGUCGGUGUCCGCCAACGCCAACGUCACCGUCACCAUCCAGGGCACCAUUGCCUUCGUCGUCCUCAUUCACCUGUACAAAAAGCCGGCCCCCUACCAGCGGGACCACCUGGGCUUCUACAUCUCCAGCAGCAGAGGCCUGUCCAGCAGCUGCCACGGACUGUUAGGUGGGCGGCCGCCCUCACGCCGGGUCGAGCGUAGACGUCAGGUUCCCAGAGCGAAGCUCCUGUUGCCCGUGCCUUUAGCUUGA